AUGACCCACUCCAGCCAGCACAAGUUCCUCCAGCGGUGUGAGCAGGCGUACCUGUUGGUCCAGGGAUUUCUAGAAGACACUUUGCCCUGGGGAAAAGUUCCAGAAUCACGUCCGGAUUAUCGUUAUGAUCCACAGUUAAGAUCACAUGUCAAGACCAAGAUUUCAGACAGUAUGGAGAAGUUAGCAGCCUCAAUCGACCGUCAUGGCCUCCAGGAAAUAGCCAUCUCAUACAACGGUGGAAAGGACUGCCUCGUGAUGCUCAUCCUACUCCUUGCCACCAUCCAUCAAAAGUUCACCAAGCAGCCAUCAGCCAUUCCCGAAGACUACAAGCUCGACUCGAUCUACGUGAACUCAGAGACCCUCUUUCCGCAAUUGACCCAGUUCAUCCAGGAGUCGACCCAAACCUACCACCUCAACCCGAUCAUCAUCCAGUCGUCGUUGAAAGAAGGCUUCGAAAAGUACUUGAACGAAAUCAACACCAAUAUCAAGACCAUAGUGGUGGGAGUCAGGCAUCUGGACCCCUACGCAGGCAACCUCAGCUUCGAGCAGACCACAGACCAUGACUGGCCCAAGUUCCUCCGCAUCCAUCCCAUUUUGAACUGGAACUACGUGGAUAUAUGGGACUUUCUCAUUGGGUGCAACCUACAGUAUUGCUCCAUGUACGAUGAGGGAUACACCAGCUUGGGAGGCGUGAAAAACACGGUUCCCAACCCAUUCUUGAAGGAUGGAGACCGUUACCUUCCUGCGUAUCGGUUAACCGAGGAUGCUGAUGCCCGAGAGAGGUUGGGCAGAAUAAAGAAGUAG
Molecule: messenger RNA, 804 nt
Organism: Suhomyces tanzawaensis NRRL Y-17324
Lineage: Eukaryota; Fungi; Ascomycota; Pichiomycetes; Serinales; Debaryomycetaceae
Gene: FAD1
Product: FMN adenylyltransferase
Exons: 2
Coding region: 1-804 (267 amino acids)
Biological process (GO): FAD biosynthetic process
Molecular function (GO): FMN adenylyltransferase activity
Source: RefSeq, a predicted model, not a curated record